Molecule: messenger RNA, 3357 nt
Organism: Colossoma macropomum (tambaqui)
Lineage: Eukaryota; Metazoa; Chordata; Actinopteri; Characiformes; Serrasalmidae
Gene: lyrm5b
Product: LYR motif containing 5b
Exons: 3
Coding region: 113-367 (84 amino acids)
Biological process (GO): respiratory electron transport chain
Cellular component (GO): mitochondrion
Source: RefSeq, a predicted model, not a curated record
UUUGUCGAGUUGUUUUUCCGAGUACUCAGCUGUUUUCCUUGCUUCCAAAGAGCAACAUGACUGGGUAAGCAGUGCUUUGUCAGAACAUUUUCAGGACAUCUGCACGAAUAAAAUGGCCAAUCCGCUGAGGAGUGAGGUAGUGCGCUUGUAUAAAACGCUCCUAUUUCUUGGCAGGGAGUAUCCAAAAGGAGCCGAUUAUUUCAGAGAUCGCCUGAGGGCUGCCUUCACCAAAAACAGGGACGUGAAAGACCCAGAGGAAAUCAGACAGCUCCUGAGCCGCGGAGAGUAUGUGGUGAAGGAGCUGGAGGCUUUAUACUACCUGAGGAAGUACAGAGCCAUGAAGAAGCGCUACUACGACGCAGAGUAACUCAUGGAAAACUCAGGUGCAGAGUUUUCCAACCUGAUCCUCAGAGCCACCGGGCGUCCACAUUUUCCUUCAUCCUUGUGUGUUAAGUUGAAGCAAAAAUGUGACUGUCUCGGGGCCCUGAAGACUGGGUUGGGAAACAUUGCGUCGGCCCUAGAGACCUCCUCAUACUCUGCACAUCUUCGUUUGCCCUGAUCCAGCACAUGAGGAGUCCCCAGGACUAGAAUUGGGAGCCCCUGCCUUAAAGGGGAAGCUGUAAUUGAAUGGCUGAGAUGUAAUCAGUCACUGAGUGGGCUGAUAUGAAAUGCCCCAUUCUAGAGAAACUUGCCGAGUCAGAAUUGUUCCCAGUGGUGGUGAUAGGAACCAGACGUCUGAAGAGUUUAAUACCUCUGAAAGCUCCCUCACAGAAAGCUAUUACACAAAAUGGUUAGAUAUAUGCUUUUCGGAAUUCUUAUUAUUUUACCAUCAAUGUUACUUAUAAAACUCAGAAGACGUGUAGGUUAACUGGUGGUUUUAGAAUAGGGAAUAAAAUGUUUGUGGACAUUUGUCACCCCUGGUUCCUAUCAUCACCACUGUGGAGAAAUCAGUCUGCAGGUUUCUCUAUAGUGAACCAUUUCUCAUCAAACCACUCUGAAUUACUCUGUUUAGAUCUCAAGGACUGAAAUAUUCAGAAAUUUUGAUAAAUUGGUGGAUUUUCCCUGUAAUACUUGAAAAUCUUCACAAUCUUCUUAUUCAUAUGUACCAUCUACGUUUAAGCUAAAGCAAGAACAAAGUGCUUCUUGAUGCUCAGAAUGUCUUCCCCUCGACAACCUAUGAAUAAUGCAGAUUUAAUUACAAUUACAUUAUCCUUAAUAUGUUCUUUAUAUAUAUAUAUAUAUAUAUAUAUAUAUAUUAUAUAUAUAUAUAUAUAUAUAUAUAUAUAUAUAUAUACAUAUAUAUACACACACACACACCAAAUAAAUAUACUUAAUAUAUUUAAAGACAGAGUGCUUGUUCAUGCUCAAAACAUGUCAGUUUCCAAUGAAUACCUGUAAGUAAUUUUUUUACACAUUUAUUUAGUACUUAGAGCUGCCAUAUGAGUCAAUUUUGUUGAUUUCACUUUCAAAGGGGUUUCUGACUUCAGACAUACCAUGACUAUCACUCAAAUGAAUUACAAUGUCCAAGCUGGUCUAAAAAAUGAAUUUAUUAUAAAAACAAAACAGCAGUAGAUAAACUUAUGAACCUGAAGGAUCGUUGAAAAUACACUGUUGGAACAUUUCUGGAACAUUGCCAGAAUACUUCAGGCGUUUUGUGCCGGUCCAUCCUUCGCAUUGAAUAAGACAUUGUUUAUAAAGGGUGGGGAACUACAAUGAAUCUGAACUAUACUGUGAGGUAGAGAUUCAGACCUGAGUCAACAGGUCAAGAGAAGCCACCACACUCUGACACAUCUGCCCUGCAAAUAGGACAUGUGGAGUUCUCCUGAGAAUCAAACAGAAAAAAAUAAUGCACAGAUUAAACAACAAUAAUACAUUUGAGAAAAUGGUGACAUUGUAAAACUGUGUUACAAUGGCUCACUUUUAACCAGCGGUCAAUGCAGUUCACAUGGUAGUCAUGGAGACAUGGAAGCAUUCUCAGCUUCUCCCCUUCUUUGUAGUCACAGAAACAGAUCUGACACCUGUAAGAAAGAGUUAAAACAAAAAAUAUUACAAAUAUGCACCGAGUUAGCACUCAUGGGAUGGGAAAUGAGAAAUUAUGCUCUUACUCUGUUUUCCCAGCAUUAUGUGCAGGGUCAUAGACUUUUGUAGGGAGUCUUUCUAUGUCCCCUUUUCUAAGAGUGUUCUUGGCCACCGCAGUUCCCUGAAGCUCCUCAAAUGCUAAGAGAGCCUAGAGACAAAAACCACCAAAGAAACAUAAGCAAGAGGAAAAGUGCUGAUGGGCAUAGGAGGCCCAGCAUAUAUACUCAUUUUAGCAGCAGAGCUGUAGUCAUCUAAGGUUCAUACCUCAUAGUUAUUCCCCUGGCUGUCAUCAAACAGGUCCACAGGCAGGUGGGAAGCCUGUCUGCGGCGACUGCUGCGACCACGCCGUGCUUGAGGCUGUCUUGCUUGCCCACCUGACCAGUCAAAAAAAAAAACACACCAUCAGCAAAGACAUCUUCCAUAAUCCAGAACAUGCAUGAAUCUAACCUGAGAAACAAACAUGUACUAAAUAAACCUAUUGCAUGUUCAUGAAAUAAAAAGGUGACAUACCAGGCUGCCCGUGAACCAUUGCCUGCUCCAGCUCUGGAAACCCCAGGCUUCUGAAUGAUGGCGAGUUGACCACGGAUGCCCAGGGAGAGAUCCAGCCCAAACCUACAUAGGACUCAACCUAAGGGGAAGAUGUAAAACCAAAUAAUUACUUUCAGUAGUCACAGAUAGUAACUGGAAAGUUGGUAGCAAUUACAACACUGGUUCUCAACUCCAGUUCUGGGAACCCCUUGACCUGCACAUUUUCAUGUAUUUUUACCUCAACACAACUGAUUAAGGUCAAGAAGGACUUGAUAAUUACCUUGUGAGCUAGAUUAGACCGAGAAUACUUGAAAAGUGCAGCUAAGGGAGGUGGGGUGAGAACCACUGGAUUAUAAUCAUUUUCAGUAAAGUUUCUUGGCAAAUAAAUCUGCUCAAACAUAAAACUCUCCUAAAAGAAUGGGCUCUAGAGUGGUUCAACUGUCUAAAAAAGGAAAAAUCUGGUGUAUUGUUAUUGUGGUGUAGUAUUUAUUGCCUACAUUACACAAAUAGUUACUAGUCAUAUUUGCAUAUACAGUUAUUUUAAGCUAAUAAAUGAAAAUCAAAUUUCAUUUUUCAUGAGAUUUCAUGACAGACCAAAUCAUUUCCUAAUGAUUUAUAAUCAAAAAGAAUCUCUGAGAGGUCAGAGACUACCCCAUUAACCAUACUUUCAGUGUAUGCUGUGUUUCAAUGCUUUAGGUAAAAAUGGGACUUACUGGAUGCAUUUAAUAAAACUAACCGAGUGGUUAUGGC